Salvelinus namaycush (lake trout) is the source of this 3312-nucleotide messenger RNA. RefSeq names its product RNA-binding protein 5-like. Gene Ontology annotation, cellular component: nucleus. Gene Ontology annotation, molecular function: RNA binding. The coding region runs from base 752 to 2950 and encodes 732 amino acids. The transcript has 21 exons. The record is from RefSeq and is a predicted model, not a curated record. NCBI's taxonomy places the organism in Eukaryota, Metazoa, Chordata, Actinopteri, Salmoniformes, Salmonidae. Gene Ontology annotation, biological process: mRNA splicing, via spliceosome.
GAUCUACUCAGGGUUUUUAUAAAGCUGACCAGCUUCAGUUUGCUUCACAUUCCAGCUCAGUCUUCAUCCGUACUACGACAGUGGAUAUUGCUUGUCCGUCUGACGCGAACUCUAGCAGGCUUUUAACUGUGUGUGCAUGUCGCACAUGGCUACAAACUUUUCAUUGAGACGAUGCUGAAGCAUCAAUCCAUGGGUGAGUCAGUGCCACAUUUUCAUUUGUGCCGAACUCAAAAUGAAAAAAGUUAUCUUGCAAAUUCAGCAGGCUAUGGUGUGAAAUAUACUUUUAGAAGUGCCAUCUUUAUUUUAUUACUUAUCAUUAAUGCUGUCUUUGGUGUGCUUAUCAAUGCACAAGCACCCUUUUUCCUCACUCAUAUCGAUAUGUUUUAUUUAUUAAGUCAUACAAAUGUUUUACAUUGCGUGAAGUUUAAAAUGCAUUCUGUCAUAAAAAAAUGUGUAAUGUGAUAUUUUAACACAAAAAAAUGUGAUUAAUAAAAUAUUGACUCCGUCGUCUUCCUAAUGAAGGGGAUGAUGAAGCAAUCUUUGCAAGAGGGAAUCUGAUUUCACUGGUCCUCAACUCUCUGCUCUGUCAUUUCAUUCAGGGUAAGUGGAGUUAGCCUGCCCCGGAGCAGGAUAGUUCUGAAGGAUUCGUUGCCAUAGUAAUUUACCUUGCUAAAAGGUGAGCCAUUUUCGUGUGACUGGUUAUCCCAAGUUGAACUCCGAGUUGACCAAAGUUACCUCGCUAACUUCUCAAAUGUGCUUCGUAGGAUACCCCUUUGGUAUAAGCAGAGGUUUCGCCUUCGUGGAGUUUUAUCACUUGCAAGAUGCUACCCGAUGGAUGGAGACCAAUCAGAAUAAGCUGAUGAUCCAGGGAAAGUGUGUGGCUAUGCACUACAGCAACCGGAGACACACAUUUGAAAACUGGCUCUGCAAUGCUUGCGGUCUGUACAAUUUCCGGAAGAGGCUGAGGUGCUUCAGAUGUGGAGCAGUCAAAGUAGAGGGGUCAGAGUCUGCUGGCCCCAGUGACCGGAACUUAGAGCCUAAGCAAGCUGGAGACUACUGUGGUGACACAAUCAUCUUGAGGAACAUCGCUCCCCUCUCCAGCGUUGAGGCCAUCAUGACGACCCUGGCUCCCUACGCCAUCCUGUCUCCGGGCAACAUCCGUCUGAUCAAGGACAAACAGACAGGACAGAACAGAGGCUUUGCCUUUGUACAGCUCUCCUCUCCACUGGAGGCUUCCCAGCUCCUGACAAUCCUCCAGGGCCUGCAGCCCCCUCUGAAGCUGGAUGGGAAGACUAUUGGGGUGGAUUAUGCGAAGAGUGCCAGGAAAGACCUGCUGAUGCCAGAUGGGAACAGAGUCAGUGCCUUCUCUGUUGCCAGCACAGCCAUUGCUGCUGCUCAGUGGUCCUCCAGCCAGCCAAAGCAGGCCCUGGGUGCUACCACAGACUAUGGUUCCCUGCAGGAGGGCUGUGCACAGCACACACAGUAUGGGCAGGAUUAUCUGUCGUGGCCUCAGCAGCCUGCUGUGUUGGAUCCUGCUCCUGGAGACGGAAUAUUAGGAGCUGCACCAGGAGUGAAGGCCCUGGUCCCUACAGCAGCAGGUGUGGUUGUUUCCCAGACCACACAGGUCUACCAACAUCACCUCCUCAGCCAGCCUACCAUACAGGCGCACCAACUAGUUGGGCAGAUUGAUGUGCCACCACAGGCUACCAGUUCCAGAGUUGCCAACUCUUCACUGAGAACAGCAGCAGCCGCUUUGGCAGCCUCCCCUGGAGCUGCCACUUUCUCUGACAGCACAUCUGUUGUUCCUGACACCUCCGCUUACCAAUAUGAUGAGUCAUCUGGGUACUACUACGAUCCACAGACUGGUCUGUACUACGACCCUAACAGCCAGUACUACUUCAACUCCCAGACCCAGCAAUACCUGUACUGGGACAGUGAGACACAGACCUACAUCCCCGCAGCAGCAGAAACAACAGCAGCAGCAGCAGACUCCAGCUCCGAACAGGCUUCCGCCUCCUCAGCAGCCUCGUCCAGCACAGAGUCCAAGGAGAAGAAGGACAAGCCCAAAAGCAAGUCUGCCCAGCAGAUAGCCAAAGACAUGGAGCGAUGGGCCAAGAGCCUAAACAAGCAGAAGGAGAGCAUCAAGAGCAGCUUGCAGGGCCUGGGGCAGGGCAGGGAUGAGGACCGGAGAGAGGCUGCCGCUGCCGAUGCAGGCUUCUCUACCCUCUUUGAGAAAAAGCAUGGGGCAGGGUUUGAGACCCAGCCGGUGGUGAUGAAUGAGCUGCUGAAGAGUGGAGAACCGGAAACCCCAGUAGCCAAGAGUGGCCUGGUGGCAGCCUACAUUGGUGGGGACAGUGACUCAGAGGAGGCAGCCAACCCAGAGAGUGGAGGUGUGGGUGAUGAGGGGUCAGACAAGCUGACAGACUGGAAGAAGAUGGCCUGCUUGCUCUGUCUCAGGCAGUUCCCCGGCAAAGACGCCCUGCUGCGUCACCAGCAGCUCUCAGACCUGCACAAGCAAAACUUGGAAAUUCACAGAAGAUCCAAACUAUCUGAGGCCCAGCUGGAAGAGUUGGAGAGAAAAGAGAUGGAGCUGAAGUACAGAGACAGAGCUGCUGAGAGAAGGGAUAAGUAUGGUGUUCCCGAACCACCAGCACCCAAGAAGAAGAAAUUCUAUCAGCCUCCUGCCCCCACAGUGAACUACGAGCAGCCCACCAAAGACGGUCUGACCAGUGACAACAUUGGGAACAAGAUGCUGCAGGCCAUGGGCUGGCAGGAGGGCAAGGGCCUGGGCCGCAACCAGCAGGGCAUCACUGCACCUAUCUCUGCCUCAUUACGAACCAAGGGCACAGGCCUGGGCAUCAAGGGAAGCAACUACGAACUCUCCGCAUCAGACACCUACAAGGACGCCGUGCGCAAAGCCAUGUUUGCACGCUUCACUGAGAUUGAGUGAACAAAUAUUACAGCCAUCCACUCCAUCCUCAAUCCCUGUUACCUGCCUAUUAUCCUCACCACUGUGAAAAUGACAAGAACAAGAGGAACAAUGUGUUAUUUAUGACCUCUGUGGCCUUGUACAACAGCUAUAAAUAAUGAAGAUAUUGGGCAUUUCACAGGCCAAGCUAGUUCUUCUAUUUAAUGUAUUUUUUUAUUUCGUAAAAAAAGCUUUCUUUUGACUUUUUCUUCCAUAUAAAAUGCUGUCAAUAGCAUUCUGUACAGUUUGUAAUUUUGUAUGGAAUACAAAUGUGUCUGUGCUAAGCUCCUCUGUGGUUGUUUGUCUGAGAGAGAGAUCAGAAUUAAACUUGACUUUUGUGUUUA